AUGGCUUUCGAUCCGUCUAACCCCGAAUUAGUUGAAGCUAUGAAAUAUUUGGUUUUACCACCUGAUGAAAAAGUUAAACUUCGAUCUCAACCAUUCGAUGCUAAAAAAGCAUGUUGGGUACCUGACCCGAAGGAAUCGUAUAUUGCUGCCGAUAUCCAAAGCACGAAAGAUGAUCAAGUUACAGUUAUGACUAGCAAAGGAGAAACAAAAACAUUCAAAAAAGAUCAAAUUCAAGAAAUGAAUCCACCGAAAUAUUGGUGUAUGGAUGAUAUGGCUGAUUUAACCUAUUUGAAUGAUGCUUCAGUCUUGGCUACACUACGUGAUCGUUAUGGACGAUGGCUUAUCUAUACUUAUUCAGGAUUAUUUUGUGUCGUCAUCAAUCCUUAUAAGCGUUUACCAAUCUAUAAUAUGACCGUAGUUAUGGCAUACCGUGGUAAAAAGAAAACUGAAGUUGCACCACAUUUAUAUGCUAUUUCGGAUAAUGCUUAUGCAAACAUGCUCCGAGAUCGUGAAAAUCAAUCCAUGCUGAUCACCGGUGAAUCAGGUGCUGGUAAAACAGAAAAUACGAAAAAAGUUAUUCAAUAUUUUGCCUUGGUCGCUGCGGUCGGAGUUAAGAAAGAAGAGGAUGGAAAGAAAAGCAUGACACUUGAAGAUCAAAUUGUGUCAGCUAACCCUGUUUUGGAAGCCUAUGGUAACGCAAAAACAACUCGUAAUAAUAACUCGUCUCGAUUCGGCAAAUUCAUUCGUAUUCACUUUGGUCCAACUGGUAAAAUCGCUGGUGCUGAUAUUGAAGUAUAUCUAUUGGAAAAAUCUCGUGUCAUCUUUCAAGUAAGAUAUUUUGCGGUGCACAUACCUGAGCGUAACUACCAUAUUUUCUAUCAAAUUUGCUCAACAGCAUUUCCUAAAUAUCACGAGGUCUGCUUACUUGAAGCUGAUCCAUCAAAAUACUUCUAUGUUGCUCAAGGUAUGCUUACCAUCGAUGGUAUCGACGAUGUCGAAGAGAUGAGACUCACUGAUGAAGCUUUUGAUAUUCUUGGCUUUUCGCAGGAUGAAAAAGUUAAUCUAUUUAAAUGUACUGCUGCUAUUAUGCAUUUUGGUAAUUCUCAAUGGAAACAGCGUCCUCGAGAGGAACAAGCUGAAACUGAUGGCACAGAAGAAUGUGAAAAAGUCGCUCAUUUACUUGGUGUUGAAGCAGCUGAUCUUAUCAAAGGUUUACUUAAACCUCGUAUUAAGGUCGGUAAUGAAUAUGUUAACAAAGGUCAAAAUAAAGAUCAAGUCGUUAACUCAAUUGGUGCUCUUUCUAAAUCGAUCUAUUUCCGCAUCUUUUCUUGGUUAGUCGAGCGUGUUAACACAACGCUUGAUGUCAAAGCUAAACGACAAUAUUUUAUUGGUGUACUCGAUAUUGCUGGUUUCGAAAUUUUCGAGUUCAAUGGCUUUGAACAAUUAUGUAUUAACUAUACCAAUGAACGUCUUCAACAAUUCUUCAAUCAUCAUAUGUUCGUAUUAGAACAAGAAGAAUAUAAAAAAGAAGGCAUCAACUGGGUAUUCAUUGAUUUCGGUAUGGAUUUAGAAGCUUGUAUUCAACUUAUCGAAAAGCCCAUGGGUAUUUUAUCCAUUCUUGAAGAAGAAUGUAUCGUACCAAAAGCUACUGAUAAGACAUUUGUUGAAAAACUUUACAGUAACCAUUUGGGUAAACAUGCUCAAUUCGGUAAACCUAAGCCUGCCAAAGGCAAAGCCGAAGCUCACUUUGAUAUUCAUCAUUAUGCUGGUACUGUAUCAUAUACAGCAACAUCAUGGCUCGAAAAGAAUAAAGAUCCUAUUAACACCACUGUUGCUACACUCUUCGCUAAAUCGAAGAAUUCUCUUCUAACUCAUCUCUUUGCUGAUGUUAUGGAAGAAGAAGGUGGCAAAGGCGGUGGCGGCAAAAAGAAAGGUGGUGGUAGUAUGCAAACUAUUUCAGCGACACAUCGUGAACAACUCAAUAAAUUAAUGACCAACUUGAAACAAACACAUCCUCACUUUGUUCGUUGUAUUAUUCCAAAUGAAAUCAAGACCGGUGGUGUACUCGAUGCACAUUUGGUUAUGCAUCAAUUGACAUGUAACGGUGUACUCGAAGGUAUUCGUAUUUGCCGUAAAGGUUUCCCAAAUCGAAUGAUCUAUUCGGAAUUCAAACAACGUUACUCAAUUUUGGCUCCCAAUGCUAUACCGAAAGGUUUCGUUGAUGCCAAAAAAGCAACUGAAGAUAUUCUGAAAGAUUGCAAAUUAAAUGAAGAUUUAUAUCGUUGCGGUUCAACAAAAGUUUUCUUCAGAGCAGGAACAUUGGGUCAAUUAGAAGAUAUGCGUGAUGCUGCUCUAUCGAAAAUUAUUGCCGCUUUACAAGCACAAGCCCGUGGUUAUAUUAUGAAGAAAGAAUAUAAGAAAAUGUUAGAACGACGUGUAGCUUUAACUGUAUUACAACGCAAUUGUCGUAAAUAUUUAUCAUUGCGCAAUUGGCCAUGGUGGAAAUUAUAUACUAAAGUUAAACCAUUAUUAUCGGUUGCUAGACAAGAAGAAGAAAUGAAGAAAAUCGAAGAAGAUUUUAAAGCAGCCAAGGAAAACUUAGAGAAAGAAGAAAAAUUACGAAAAGAAGUUGAAGAUCAAAAUAUGAAAUUAGCUCGAGAGAAGAAUGAUUUACUUGCACAAUUGGAAUCGGAACGAGCUAGUUCAUCACAAGUAGAAGAACGUUUUACGUCUUUAAUCACACAAAAAGCUGAUCUUGAACAGCAAAUCAAAGAAUUUGAAGAACGUUUCAAUCAAGAAUCAGAAAGUGCACAACAAUUAAGCAGUAAGAAGAAGAAACUUGAACAGGAAGUCGAUGGCAUGAAGAAAGAUGUCGAUGAUAUGCGUGUGGCAAUGCAGAAAACUGAAAAUGAAGUUAAAUCACGUGAUAGUCAAAUUCAUACAUUACAGGAUGAAGUUGCUCAUCAAGAUGAAAACAUCGCCAAAUUAACACGUGAACGUAAGCGUCUCGAAGAACAAAAUGCUAAAACAACUGAACAAUUACAAGCGGAAGAAGAUAAAGUUAAUCAUUUGAAUAAAUUAAAAGCUAAAUUUGAACAAACUGUUGAUGAAUUAGAAAGUAAUUUGGAACGUGAGAAGAAAUCUCGUGCUGAUUUAGAUAAAUCGAAACGAAAAGUUGAAGCCGAUUUGAAACUCUUACAAAGCAAUCUAGAAGAAUUAGAUAAAUCGAAACGUGAGCUACAAGAAACUCUUAAACGUAAAGAUCAAGACAUUCAACAGAUGGGCGGACGUCUCGAAGAUGAACAAGGACAAGCAACAGGUCUUGGAAAGAAAGUCAAAGAAUUACAAGCACGUAUUGAAGGAUUGGAAGAAGAACUUGAAGGCGAACGACAAGCUAAGAAUAAAGUAGAAAAAUUACGAGCUGACUUAGCCCGAGAAAUCGAUGAAAUGGGUAAUCGACUGGAAGAAGCUGGCGGUGCAACAGCAUCACAAGUCGAAAUGAAUAAGAAACGUGAAGCUGAAUUACAAAAACUUCGUCGAGAUUUAGAAGAAGCUAAUCUUCAGCAUGAAGCUACAGCUACACAAAUCAAAAAGAAACAUCAAGAUGCUGUUACUGAAAUGGGUGAGCAAAUUGAUCAAUUACAAAAAUUGAAGAACAAAUUAGAAAAAGAAAAACAAACAGCUAAAUCUGGUGCAGAUGAUUUACGUUCACAACUUGAACAUUCACAAAAAGGCAAAGCAGCUGCUGAGAAACUUUCAAAACAACUUGAACAACAAUUAAGUGAAAUUCAAGUUAAACUUGAUGAUAAUGCUAGACAAGUAGUUGACUUAGGCAGUAGUAAAACAAAAUUAACUGCUGAAAAUUCAACCUUGACUAGACAAGUUGAAGAUCUUGAAACUCAAGUUGCAGCUAUCACUAAAUCGAAAACAACAUUACAACAACAACUUGAUGAAGCUAAACGAGCACUUGAAGAUGAAUCACGUAGCAAAGGAACAAUCAAUUCACAGAUUCGUAAUUUGACUGCUGAUCUUGAGCAAGCCCGAGAACAACUCGAAGAAGAACAACAAGCUAAGAGUGAACUUCAAAAGACUGUUAGUAAACUUACUGCUGAAGUCCAACAAUGGCGAUCGCGUUUUGAUUCUGAUGGUGUCGGUCGUAGUGCUGAACUUGAAGAAGCUAAACGAAAAUUAGCUGCUAAAUUAACCGAAGCAGAAGAACAAGUUGAAGCUGCUUUGAAUAAAUGCAAUGCUUUGGAAAAAGCUAAAGCUCGUCUUCAAAGUGAAGUUGAAGAACUUAUGGUUGAUGUUGAACGUGCCAAUUCAAAUGCAUCGGCUAUGGACAAGAAACAGAAACAAUUCGACAAAUUAAUUAAUGAAUGGAAACAGAAAUGUGAAGAUAUCACUGGUGAACUUGAAACAUCACAAAAAGAAGCACGAAACUUUUCAACAGAAUUAUUCAAAAUUAAAUCUCAAUAUGAAGAAUCGCAAGACCAAAUCGAUGGACUUCGUAAAGAAAACAGAAAUUUGGCUGAUGAAAUUAAAGAUCUCGCUGCUCAAUUAAGCGACGGCGGUAAAUCAGCCAAUGAAGCUGACAAAGCCCGCAAACGUGCCGAACAAGAGAAAGAAGAAUUACAAAAUGAAUUAGAAAAGGCUGAAUUAGCAUUUCAACAAGAAGAAGCUAAAGUACUUCGUGUUCAAUUAGAAUUAAGCACUGUACGACAAGAAAUCGAGAAACGUCUUCAUGAUAAAAACGAAGAAAUCGAAAGUACAAAACGUAAUCAUCAACGUGCACUUGAAUCAAUGCAAGCCAGUGUUGAAGCUGAGGCACGAUCAAAAAUUGAUUUACUUAAACAGAAAAAGAAACUUGAGUCGGAUAUGGGUCAAAUUGAACUUGCACUUGAUAAUGCUAACCGUUCAAAUGCUGAUUUACAAAAAACAUUGAAACGAGUUCAACAAAAUGUUGCUGAAUUACAAACACAAGUCGAUUCCGAACAACGACAACGCGAUGAAGCUCGUGAAGCAGCUCUUGCAAUUGAACGUCGUGCUGCUACUAUAACUAGUGAAAUUGAAGAAUUACGUGCAGCUUUAGAACAAGCUGAACGUGCCCGUGGAGCCGCUGAAACUGAAUUACACGAUGCAGCCGAUCGUAUCAGUGAAGUAAGCUCACAAAAUGCUAAUUUAGCUUCACAACGACGACAACUUGAAUCAACCGUUACUGCUAUGCAAGCUGACUUAGAUGAAGCUGUCAGUGAACUUAAAAAUAGUGAAGAACGUUCGAAGAAAGCCACUGCUGAUGCCUCACGCGCUGUCGAACAAUUACGCGAAGAACAAGAGCGCAGUGCACAAAUUGAACGAGCACGUAAAGCCCUUGAACAACAAGUUAAAGAAGUUCAAUCACGUUUUGAUGAUGCUGGAAAUAGUUCAGUGAAAGACGGAAAACGUCUUAUUUCUAAACUUGAACAACACAUUCGUGAAUUGGAAGGUGAAAAUGAAUUAGAACAAAGUCGUCACCAAGAAACACUUAAAGAAUUACGUAAAAAUGAUAGACGUUUGAAAGAACUUUCACAACAAGUUGAAGACGGUCAUAAGAAUCAAAUACGUUUACAAGAAUUAAAUGAAACAUUGCAAUCGAAAGUUACAAUAUACAAACGUCAAGUUGAGGAAGCUGAGGAAAUCGCUGCAGUGAAUUUGGCUAAGUUCCGUAAAAUUCAAUCAGAAGUUGAAGACACAGCUGCACGUGCUGAAUUAGCUGAAAAUCAACUUGGAAAAUUACGUAGCCAAAGUCGAUCAUCUGUUAGUGUUGCUCGCAACUCAGAAGUUCGUGAAGUUCGUGGGUCAACAAUAACAUCUCGACAAAGUUCAGUUGUCCGCGGUGGUUCCGUUCUUCCACGUUAA
This is a messenger RNA of Rotaria socialis, 5895 nucleotides long. The record is from the annotation of a GenBank genome assembly. Lineage: Eukaryota; Metazoa; Rotifera; Eurotatoria; Philodinida; Philodinidae.